Rhodotorula toruloides NP11 is the source of this 13950-nucleotide messenger RNA. RefSeq names its product cytoplasmic dynein heavy chain 1. Gene Ontology annotation, biological process: microtubule-based movement. Bases 1 to 13950 code for a protein of 4649 amino acids. The transcript is spliced from 19 exons. The record is from RefSeq and is a predicted model, not a curated record. Gene Ontology annotation, cellular component: dynein complex. Gene Ontology annotation, molecular function: minus-end-directed microtubule motor activity; ATP binding; ATP hydrolysis activity. Lineage: Eukaryota; Fungi; Basidiomycota; Microbotryomycetes; Sporidiobolales; Sporidiobolaceae.
AUGCAGGACAGGCGACCGUCCUCGCCCGCCGUCGACGGCGCAGAGUCGCCCCCGACAGCGACGCCGGGUCCUCGAAACCAAUUCGACCUCGCAGCGUUCCGCAAGUACCUCGGCCAGCUGCUGCCACUGCUCAUCGAAGCCGAACCAGCCGACCUCGAGUCCCUGUUCGAGCGGAGCGACUUCAGCGAGCGGGCCACACGCUGGGCGAACGAUCCGAAUGCGGGGGUUUUGUACGUGGUGAAGCAGAGGGAGGAGCGGGAUGCGGACGAGCAGCAAGACGACUCCCUCCCCGACACCUUCACCUACUCGCUCACUUCCUCACUCUCCUACUCUCCCCUCCAGUCUGCCACUCUCGCCCUCAUCAAGCACGCCCCCAUCCUCGACAGCUCCCUCCCCCUUGCCUCGCAACUCCACUUCCUCAACCUCUUCGGACCCGCUUCGUCCUCCUCCGGCUCGAACGCACUCGCUGCAGGCGCCUCAGCCGGCAGCGUCGUCUACGAGGGGCUUCAUCGUCUCGUGCACUACGGCGUUGCACCCGCGUUCGAGGCGUACGUCGAGAGCAAGGCAAGGAAGGAUGCGGCGGGACGAGCGGUGGAGGACUCGAAGGAUGCGGAUGUCAAGAUGGGCAUCCCGAUGACCAAGAAGAAGUUCGCCGAGCUCGAACUGUCUCUCUUGCACCUCCAGCAGAACGUCGAGAUCCCCGACAUCGUCCUCGCCGUUCACCCCGUCGUCGCGGCAGCCGUCUCGCAAGCCGAAGCAGCCGGCAUCCGCCCUUCCGUCGACCUCAUCGACUCGGCCCUCUUCAGCGACUCCGCCUUCCUCAACAAACUUCAAAGCGAAGUCAACAACUGGGUGAAGGAGGUCCAGAAGGUUACCAAGAUCUCGCGCGACGUUGCGAGCGGGACAGCGAGUCAGGAGGUCAACUUCUGGCUCAGCAUGGAGAAGGCGCUCGAGGGGAUCGAGAAGCAGCUCAAGAGCGAACCGGUCCAGCUCUCGCUCGACAUCCUCAAGCACGCCAAGCGCUUCCACGCGACCGUUUCCUUCAUCGCCGACACAGGCCUGAACGACGCCUUCAAGACGGUCCAUGACUACAACGUCCUCAUGAAGGACUUUCCGCUCAACGAGCUCCUCGCGGCGACCGACUUGAACAAGAUCAAGGACAGCAUUAACCAGAUCUUCGUCCACGUCAACAAGAAGCUCAAGCUCUCGCCUUACCCCGUCCGCCGCAUCCUCCCGCUCGUCGAGGCCAUCUCGCGCGACCUCCAAACCCAGCUUCACAAGGUUCUCACCUCGCAGCGCCUCACCUACCUCGACUACCCGCUGUUCGAGCAGGCGAUGCGCGCAGCCGAAGGCGUCUUCCAAGCUUGGGACGAGUCCUUCAAGGAGUUCACCAACGUCGCGCGCGAAGUCACCCGCAAGCGCGGCGAGCGCUUCAUCCCGAUCAAGAUCGACCCCGGUCACGCCAAGUUGCAGGAGCGCGUCCUCUACUUCCGACACUUCCGCAAGCAGCACCACCAGCUGCAGGUUAUGGUCGGCCCGCUCGGAAGCGAGACGAAGCGGUCGACGGCGGUCAACGGCGACGGCACGAAGGAGAAUGGCGACGUCGAUGGCGAGCUGGCGAGGGAAUGGUCGAGUACGCUGGGCGACAUCGACAUGGAGGUCGAGGUGCGGCAGGCGUACGAAGGCAUCAAGGGCAUCGACGUCCUCGACGUCUCGGAUGACGGCACGCAGAUCUGGAUCGCAGCCGAGACGGGCUACAACGAGCGCGUCGCCCGUGUCGAGAACCACAUCAUCUCGCGCCUCCGCGACCGCCUCGGUGGCGCCAAGAACGCGAACGAGAUGUUCCGCGUCUUCUCCAAGUUCAACGCCUUGUUCGUGAGGCCGAAGAUCCGAGGCGCCAUCGCCGAGUACCAGUCGCAGCUCAUCGACUCGGUCAAGGACGACAUUCGCCGCCUCCAGGACAAGUUCAAGUCCGGCUACCAGUCGUCCGAGGCGUACCAGAUGUCGCAGCUGCGCGACCACCCGCCCAUCUCGGGCGCGAUCAUCUGGGCGCGACAGAUCGAGCGGCAGCUCUCCGGCUACAUGAAGCGCGUCGAGGACGUCCUCGGCACCGAGUGGUCGCACUACGCCGAUGGCCAGCGCCUCCAGACGGAAAGCCAAUCUUUCCGCGCCAAGCUCAGCACCCGCCCCAUCUACGACGCCUGGCUCGUCGACAUCAACCGCCGCAAUCUCCAGAUCUCGGGCCGCCUGUUCAACAUCACCAAGAGUCGCCAGCAGGCUGGCGCUCUCCAGCUCACCGUCAACUUCGACCCGCAGAUCAUCACGCUCUUCAAGGAGGUCCGCAAUCUGCUUUGGCUCGGCUUCCAGGUGCCGCACACGAUCUCGAACGUCGCCAAGGACGCCAAGCGUGUGUAUCCGUACGCCGUCAGCUUGAUGGAGACGGUUCGCACGUACUCGCAAACCAUCGCCAAGCUCGAGGCGAAUCCGGACAUCGCCCCGCUCGUCGCGACCUCGCACAAGAAGGCGCAGGAGCAGAUCGCCAAGGGCAUGAGCUACCGCUGGGACCAUUUCGUCAACACGUUCGACAACCGCUCCCUGCCCUACGCCGGCGCGUCCGACUCGUCCGGCAGCAAGCAUACGCACUGGGUCCGCGAAUUCGCGUCGAUCGUCUCCGAGUUUCAGGACCGCACCGACCACCUCAUCGCCCUCUGGGCCGACGUCAGCCGGACCGUCGACGAGCUGAGCACCUGCGCCUACACCCGCGACGCUUUCUCGACGCUCCUCGCCUCGCUGCAGAAGACGAUCGACACGCUCAAUCUCGAGGGUUACGCCAACCUCGACUCAUGGACUCUCGCGCUCGACAAGCGCGUCGAAGCGAAGCUCGUCGGCCGCAUCCGCGCCGUCAUCGAGCGGUGGUGCGGCGAAUUCUCCAAGGCGCCCGAAGCCCGCGCGGCCGACUCGAGCCGACCUGGCGCUUCGCGCAGGAAGGCGGCGGUGGCGCACGAAGACCAGCCUGAAGACGGCCUCGCCCUCGAGACGAUUCUCCACGAGGUCCGGAUCCAGAACCAGGUCAUCUAUCUCGACCCGCCGAUGGAGCAGGCUCGCGCGACGUGGUACCGCCAGCUGCAGACCUGGCUCGGCGUCGUCUGCGGCUUGACGCGGAUCCAGAGCUCGCGCUACGAGAUCGGCCUCAGCAUUCGCGCGGCGCAACCGGGCGCCCUCGACUACUCGACGCUCCUCGCGAGCCUGACGGACGGCACGCUCGAGCGACCGUUCGCGCUGGUCGAGGCGAAGCUCGAGGGAGUCGGCAGCUAUGUCGACAAGUGGCUGCAGUUCCAGUCUCUCUGGGACCUCGAAGCCGAGUACGUCUACUCGCAGCUCGGAGACCGCCUCUCCGCAUGGCAGCAACUCCUCCUCGAGAUCCGCAAGACUCGCUCGACCUUCGACAACUCGGAGACGCAGCGGUCGUUCGGCGUCGCCGUAAUCGACUACGAGCAGGUCCAGAGCAAGGUCAACGCCAAGUAUGACGCCUGGCAGCGCGACCUCCUCUCGCGCUUCGGCGGCAAGCUCGGCGUCGCCAUGAAGGAGACGCACGCCGCAGUCGCCAAGGCUCGCCACGACCUCGAGCAGCACUCGAUCGAGACGUCCUCGACUGCCGCAACCGUCGCCUUCAUCACCUUCGUCCAGGACGUCAAGCGCAAGCUCAGGCAGUGGGCGCCCGAGAUCGAGAUCUUCAGCAGCGGGCAGAAGACGCUCGAGCGGCAGCGCUACCAGUUCCCGUCGGAUUGGCUCUACCUCGACCAGGUCGAGAACGAGUGGAGCGCGUUCAACGAGAUCCUCAAGCGCAAGGACGCGUCGAUCCAGGAGCAGCUCGCAGGCCUACAGCUCAAGGUCGUCGCGGAGGACAAAGUCCUCCAAGGCCGCAUCGAGGAGACCGUCGCCGAUUGGGACGCGAACAAGCCCAUUCAGGGCUCGCUCAAGGCCGAGGCCGCGAUGAACGCCAUCGGCGUCUUUGAAGGCCGCGUCAACCGGCUCAAGGAGCAGCACGACAUGCUGUCGCGCGCCAAACAGUCGCUCGAUCUCGAAGCGACGAAGGAUGAUCGUCUCGAGCCGGUACUCGAGGAGAUUCGCGAUCUCAAGGCUGUCUGGACGGCUCUUUUGGGCGUCUGGGCGCAGGUUGCAGAGUUGCGCGACACCGCAUGGCAGUCCGUGCAGCCACGCAAGGUUCGCCAGCAGCUUGACGGCCUCCUCGCUUCGACCCGCGAGAUGCCCAGCAAGAUGCGCCAAUACGCCGCUUUCGAGUUCGUCCAGGAGUCGCUGCGCGGAUACCUCAAGUCGAACUCGCUCGUUGCCGACCUCAAGUCCGAGGCGCUUCGCGAGCGACACUGGCGACAGCUGUACAAGUCGCUCCGCGUCGCCGGCCACUACUCGCCUUCGACGAUGACCCUCGGCACCGUCUGGGAUCUCGACCUCAAGCGCAACGAGACCGCCAUCCGCGACGUCAUCGUGCAGGCGCAGGGCGAGAUGGCCCUCGAGGAGUUCCUCAAGCAGGUCAAGGAGACUUGGACCGGCUACGCGCUCGACCUCGUCAACUACCAGAACAAGACGCGCCUCAUCCGAGGCUGGGACGACCUCUUUGCCAAGUGCGGCGAGAACGUCAACUCGUUGAACGCCAUGAAGCUUUCGCCGUACUAUCGCGUCUUCGAGGAAGAGGCGUCGGCUUGGGAGGACCGCCUCAACCGCAUCCACCUCCUCUUCGACGUCUGGAUCGACGUUCAGCGUCAAUGGGUCUACCUUGAAGGCAUCUUCUCCGACAGCACCGACAUCAAGCACCUGCUCCCCGUCGAGUCGCAGCGCUUCAGCAACAUCAACGCCGAGUUCCUGGCGGUCAUGAAGAAGGUCUUCAAGUCGCCGCUCGUCCUCGACGUGCUCAACAUCCCGGGCGCGCAGAAGAGCCUCGAGCGACUCGCAGAUCUUCUCUCCAAGAUUCAGAAGGCUCUCGGCGAGUACCUCGAACGCGAGCGCUCGUCAUUCCCUCGCUUCUACUUUGUCGGCGACGAGGAUCUGCUCGAGAUCAUCGGUAACAGCAAGGAUAUUCUCCGCGUCAGCAAGUUCCUCAAGAAGAUGUUCGCCGGUCUCUCGUCCCUCAAGCUGGACGAGGAACUGUCUCGAAUCGACGGAAUGGUCUCGCGCGAAGGCGAAGAAGUGCCCUUCUCCACGCCUAUCGUCCUCGCCGAAUACCCUCGCAUCAACGACUGGCUCGCGCGCCUCGAAUCGGAGAUGAAGACUUCGCUCGCUCAGCUCCUCGCCAGGUCUUACGCCGAUCUCGUCGCCUUCUACGCCGAUCCCGCUGGGCUGGACGGUACUCGCUUUCUCGCGUGGAUCGAGGGAACGCCCGCUCAGCUCGUCGUCCUCGCCAUUCAGAUCGCGUGGACGGAUGGCGUUGAGUCUGCGUUGCAGGCGGGGGGCGCGCUCGAUCGGCCUCUGUCCGUUAUCCUCCGCAGCCUCGAGGUCCUUGCCGACGCCGUCCUCGGAGACUUGCAGCCCAUUCAACGGCGCAAGUGCGAGCACCUCAUCACCGAGCUCGUCCACGAGCGCGAUGUCGUCCGUCGCCUUGCCCAGGAUAGCGUUCAGUCCGCAGCCGACUUCGCCUGGCUCUACCACAUGCGCUUCUACCUCGACGUCGGCAAGGAGAACGUCCUCGGGCAGUUGCAGGUCAAGAUGGCGAGCGCGUCCUUCUUCUACGGCUACGAGUACCUCGGCGUGCCCGACCGCCUCGUCCAGACACCCCUCACCGACCGCUGUUACCUCACUCUGACCCAAGCCCUCGACUCUCGCCUCGGCGGAUCGCCCUUCGGACCGGCCGGUACAGGCAAGACGGAGUCGGUCAAGGCGCUUGGCGUCGCGCUCGGUCGCCUCGUCCUCGUCUUCUGCUGCGACGAGACCUUCGACUUCCAGGCGAUGGGGCGCAUCUUCGUCGGUUUGUGCCAGGUCGGCGCGUGGGGAUGCUUCGACGAGUUCAACCGUCUCGAAGAGCGCAUCCUCAGUGCGGUCUCGCAACAGAUUCAGAGCAUCCAGCUUGGUCUCGGCGAGACGGUCGCCAGCCCCAGCCACGAGAUCGAGCUCGUCGGUCGCCAGCUCCGCAUCAACCCCGACACCGGCAUCUUCAUCACGAUGAACCCGGGAUACGCCGGCCGCUCGAACCUGCCCGACAACCUCAAGAAGCUCUUCCGCAGCAUCGCCAUGACCCGCCCCGACCGCGAGCUCAUCGCGCAGGUCAUGCUCUUCUCGCAAGGCUUCCGAACGGCGGAGAAGCUUGCGUCAAAGGUCGUCCCCUUCUUCAACCUCUGCGCCGAGCAACUCUCCUCGCAGCCGCACUACGACUUUGGCCUGCGCGCCCUCAAGGCCGUCCUGGUCAGUGCGGGUCACCUCAAGCGCGCUCGCCUGCAGGCCGCCGCCGAUGCCAACGGCAGCGAUUCAGUCGACAUCUCGGAGCAGGAGAUCGUCAUCCAGUCGGUCACCGAGACGAUCGUGCCCAAGUUGGUCGCCGAGGAUGUUCCGCUCUUGACAAGCCUCCUCGCCGACGUCUUCCCAGGCAUCGACUACGUUCCUGUCGACCUCGACGAUCUGAAGAAGCACAUCCUCGACGUCUGCAAGGAGCGGAACCUCGUCGCGGGCGAUGUCUGGCUGCAGAAGGUCGUCCAGCUCUACCAGAUUCAGAACAUACAGCACGGUCUGAUGAUGGUUGGGCCGUCGGCGACUGGCAAGACUUCGGCGUGGCGGGUCCUCCUCGCGGCGCUGGAGCGCCUGACGGGCAUCGAGGGCGUCUCCUACGUCAUCGACCCCAAGGCCAUCGCCAAGGACGCGCUGUACGGCACCCUCGACCCGACCACGCGCGAGUGGAACGACGGCCUCUUCACGCACAUCCUCCGCAAGAUCGUCGACGACGUCCGCGCGGAAAGCUCGAAGCGCCACUGGAUCAUCUUUGACGGCGACGUCGACCCCGAGUGGGUGGAGAAUCUCAACUCCGUCCUCGACGACAACAAGCUCUUGACGCUGCCGAACGGAGAGCGCCUCAAUCUGCCGCCCAACGUCCGCAUCAUGUUCGAGGUCGAGUCGCUCAAAUACGCGACUCUCGCCACAGUCAGUCGCUGCGGCAUGGUCUGGUUCAGCGACGACGCCGUCUCGCCCGACAUGCUCUGCCGCAACUACCUCGAUACAACGCGCUCAACUCCGCUCGAUGUCGCCGACGAGGAUGCGAGCUUCUCCCGCCAGACUCAGGGCGACGGCGACGAGGUCUCGGCGGUGCUGUCGACUCAGCAGCUCGUCGCCGCCAAGCUCGAGCCCUUCUUCGAGCGCGACGGCCUCGUCGCAAAUGCACUCGCUUUUGCCGCCGGCGUCGAUCACAUCAUGGACUUUACCCCGAGCCGCGCCCUUACAACGCUCUUCUCGCUCCUCAACAAGUCGAUCCGCACCAUCGCCGAGUACAACGCCCAGCACCCCGACUUCCCUCUGCAGGGCGACUCGGUCGAGGCGUACACUCUCAAGCGGCUCUUGCUCGGUCUCGUCUGGGCUUUCACCGGCGAUUCGAAGCUCGACACCCGUGCCAAGAUGGGCGACUUCCUGCGCAACCAGUCCGGUCUCGACUUCCCGCCUCUCGGUCCUGGCGGCUCGCUCAUCGACUUCGACGUCCAAGUCUCGACAGGCGACUGGGUAUCGUGGCAGGACUCAGUUCCGACGAUUGAGGUCGAGACGCAGGCCGUGACCUCGCCCGACGUCGUCAUCCCGACGAUGGACACGGCUCGACACGAGGAAGUCCUCUACUCGUGGUUGUCGGAGCAUCGCCCGCUCCUCCUCUGCGGUCCUCCAGGCUCCGGCAAGACGAUGACGCUCUUCAGCGCUCUUCGCAAGCUGCCGGAUCUCGAAGUCGUCGGUCUCAACUUCUCGUCCGCGACCACGCCCGACCUCAUCCUCAAGACGUUCGAGCAGCACUGCGAGUACCGCAAGACGCCGAACGGCGUCGUGCUCGCGCCGACGCAGAUCGGACGCUGGCUCGUCCUCUUCUGCGACGAGAUCAACCUGCCGGCGACCGACCAGUACGGCACGCAGAAGGUCAUCUCGUUCCUGCGCCAGCUCGUCGAGCAGAACGGGUUCUGGCGAACGACCGACAAGGCGUGGGUCCGGCUCGAGAACAUCCAGAUCGUCGGCGCAUGCAACCCGCCAACCGACCCCGGUCGUGUACCCCUUACCCAUCGCUUCCUUCGCCACGCACCGCUCGUCAUGGUCGACUACCCCGGCGAAGCCUCGCUCAAGCAGAUCUACGGCACCUUCACGCGCGCCCUGCUCAAGGUCGUCCCGCCAUUGCGAGGUUUCGCUGCGCCGUUGACGGACGCCAUGGUCGACUUCUACCUCGCCUCGCAGGCUCGCUUUACGACAGACGCUCAGGCGCAUUACGUCUACUCGCCGCGCGAGUUGACCCGCUGGACGCGCGGUAUCUACGAGGCGAUCAAGCCGCUCGAUGCCUUGUCCGUCGAGGGUCUUGUCCGCGUCUGGGCGCACGAGGCGCUCCGGCUCUUUCAAGAUCGCCUCGUUACCGAAGACGAGCGCAAAUGGACGGACGACAAGAUCGACGAGAUCGCGCUCGCCCACUUCCCGACCAUCAACCGCGACGAGGCGCUCGCCCGGCCAAUCCUCUACUCGAACUGGCUGUCGAAGCAUUACGUGCCAGUCGACCGUGAAGAGCUCCGCGAGUACGCCAAGGCUCGUCUUCGCGUCUUCUACGAGGAGGAGCUCGAUGUUCCCCUCGUCCUCUUCAACGACGUCCUCGACCACGUCCUCCGCAUCGACCGCGUCUUCCGCCAGGUUCAGGGCCACUUGCUCCUCAUCGGAACCACGCUCUCCCGCUUCGUCGCGUGGAUGAACGGCCUUUCUGUCUUCCAGAUCAAGGUUCACAACAAGUACACCGGCGACGAUUUCGACGACGACCUUCGAGCCGUUCUCCGCCGCGCCGGGUGCAAAGGCGAGAAGAUCGCCUUCAUCAUGGACGAGUCAAAUGUCCUCGACUCCGGCUUCCUCGAGCGCAUGAACACGCUGCUCGCCAACGCCGAGAUCCCCGGUCUCUUCGAAGGCGACGAGCACGCCUCGCUCAUGACGGCCUGCAAGGAGGGCGCGCAGCGCGACGGCUUGAUGCUCGACUCCCACGAUGAGCUGUACCGGUGGUUCACGUCGCAGGUCGCACGCAACCUGCACGUUGUCUUCACCAUGAAUCCGCCUUCCGGCGGCCUCGCCUCCCGCGCCGCAACCUCGCCCGCUCUCUUCAACCGCUGCGUCCUCGACUGGUUCGGUGACUGGUCCGACCAGGCGUUCUACCAAGUCGGCCUCGAGUUCACCAACACGCUCGAUCUCGAUGCAGCCGGCUACACCGCUCCCGCGAACUUCCCUAUCGCCUACCGUCAGCUCUCGAUUCCGCCCGUCCACCGCACCGCGGUCGUCAAUGCCCUCGUCCACGUCCACCAGUCAAUGUACGAGUCGAAUGCAAGGCUCGCCCGCCGCCAAGGCCGCGUCAAUCACGCCACGCCGCGGCACUAUCUCGACUUCGUCAACCAGUACGUGCGGCUAUUCAACGAGAAGCGCGACGAGCUCGAGGAGCAGCAGCGCCACCUCAACGUCGGCCUCGACAAGCUCCGCGAGACGGUCGUCCAGGUCGAAGAUCUCCGCAAGAGCCUCGCAGUCAAACGCACCCAGCUCGAAGCGAAGAACGCCGAGGCGAACGACAAGCUCAAGCGGAUGGUUGCCGACCAGCAGGACGCCGAGCAGAAGAAGGUCGCAUCAAUCGAGAUGUCGACCGCGCUCGAGAAGCAGAAGCAUGCGAUUGCCGAGCGUCGCGAGAUCGUCAUGGGCGAGCUCGCGGACGCCGAGCCCGCCGUCGAGGACGCCCAGGCGGCCGUCAGCAACAUCAAGAAGCAGCAGCUGACGGAGGUCCGCUCGAUGGCGAACCCUCCCGAAGCCGUCAAGCUGUCGAUGGAGGCCGUCUGCAUCCUCCUCGGCCACCGCAUCGAGGGCUGGAAGUCCGUCCAAGCCGUCCUCCGCUCCGAUUCGUUCAUCGCCAGCAUCGUCAAUUUCGACACGGCGCACAUGAUGACCCGCCAGCUUCGCGACAAGAUGCGCAACGACUACCUCUCGCGGCCGUCCUUCAACUUCGAGACCGUCAACCGCGCCUCAAAGGCCUGCGGACCGCUCGUCAAGUGGGUCAUCGCGCAGGUCAACUACUCGAGCAUCCUCGACAAGGUCGGCCCGCUGCGUGAAGAGGUACAGAUGCUCGAGGACCAGGCCGAGACAACGAUGCACCAAGCUUCCGCCCUCUCGAGCAUGAUCUCCGAGCUCGAAGCCCGCAUCGCCGCCUACAAGGACGAGUACGCCGCCCUCAUCAGCGAGACGCAGGCGAUCAAGUCCGAGAUGGAAAAGGUUCAGACUCGCGUCGACCGCUCCGUCAAACUUCUCGACAGCCUGUCGUCGGAGAAGUCGCGUUGGGAGGCAGGCAGCAAGACGUUUGAGGAGCAGAUGAGCACGGUUGCAGGCGAUGUCCUCCUCUCGGCCGCUUUCCUCGCCUACGCCGGCUACUUCGACCAGUCCUACCGCCAGGCCAUGUGGCAGGGCUGGGCGAACCAUCUCAGCGACGCCGGCAUCGAGUACAAGCCCGAGCUGUCCCUGACGGAAUACCUCUCGACCGCCGACGAGCGUCUCGAAUGGCACAGCCGUGGUCUGCCGACCGACGAGCUCUGCGUCGAGAACGCCAUCAUGCUCAAGCGCUUCGACCGGUACCCGCUGGUGAUCGACCCGGCCGGGCAGGCGACCUCGUUCCUCCUCAACGAGUUCCGCGACCGCAAGAUCACGGUCACUUCCUUCCUCGACGAGGCGUUCCUCAAGAACCUCGAGAGCGCACUCCGCUUCGGCACGCCCAUUCUCAUACAGGACGUCGAGCAUCUCGACCCGAUCCUCAACGCCGUGCUCAACAAGGAGCUUCGCCGAGCGGGAGGUCGUGUCCUCAUCCGCCUCGGAAACCAGGACAUCGACUUUUCGCCUUCGUUCACGAUGUUCCUCGCAACGCGUGACCCGUCCGUGGAGUUCGCCGCCGACCUCAACUCGCGAGUCACGAUGGUCAAUUUCUCCAUCACUCGUGCGAGUCUGCAGACGCAGUCUCUCGCCCAGGUCCUCAAGGUCGAGCGAUCGGAGAUCGACCGCAAGCGUUCCGACCUCCUCCGCCUGCAGGGCGAGUUCCGCGCACGCCUGCACCAGCUCGAGAAGAGCCUGCUCGCCGCCCUCAACGAGUCGCAGGGCAACAUCCUCGAUGACGACAAGGUCAUCGAGACGCUCGAGACGCUGAAGAAGGAGGCGGCCGACAUCACGCGCAAGGUCGAGGAGACGGAGACGGUGAUGGCGGAAGUCGACGAGGUCACGAGCGAGUAUCUCCCGCUCGCCCAGGCGUGCAGCAGCGUCUUCUUCAUCCUCGACGACCUUCACCUCCUCAACCGAUUCUACCAGUUCUCUCUCCGGUUCUUCCUCGACAUCUUCGACUACGUCCUCCUCGACAACCCCUCGCUCAAGGGCGUCGCCGAAUCGCACGAACGUACCCGCAUCCUCUUCGACGAUCUCUUCACCCACGUCUUCCGCCGGACGUCUCGCGCUGUCCUGCACUCCGAUCACCUCACGCUCGCCGUCUUGCUCGCCCAGGUCAAGCUUCGCGGGCAAGGCGAGGAGCUCGACGAACAGGAGCUCAGCUUCCUCCUCGAAGGAGGCGAGACUACGGCUGCGACGUCGACCACGGCCAGCAUCGCGAUCCUCGACUCGACUGAGCAGCAGCGCCUGCAGGCGUUCGAGCGACUUGGCGUGUUCCGCGACGUCCGGUCGAACCUCGUCGAGCGCGAGGGAGACUGGCAGGCCUUCCUCGCCUCCCCCGCACCGGAGACCAUCGUCCCCCAGAUCUGGUCCGACCUCGAUCCAGUUCACGCGGCUUUGCGCAACGCCUUGAUCGUCAAGUGCUUCCGCCCCGACCGCCUCAUCCCCGCCCUCACCGCCUUCGUCGCUGUCGUCUUCAAGCGCGACUUGUUCGCCGAGACGACCUACGACCUCAGCGACAUGGUUCAGAACGAGGUCGCCGCAGCAUCGCCAGUCUGCCUCUGCUCUGUCGCAGGCUACGACGCCAGCUACCGCGUCGACAACCUCGUGGCUGCGACCUCGGCGCGGUGCGCGUCCAUCGCGAUGGGCUCGCAGGAAGGCUUCGCGCUCGCGGAUCAGGCGAUCGCAGCGGCCGCUCGCACCGGCAACUGGGUCCUCCUCAAGAAUGUCCACCUCGCGCCGACUUGGCUGAGCCAGCUCGAGAAGCGGCUGCAAAGCCUCAACCCGAAUCGCGCGUUCCGCCUCUUCCUGACGAUGGAGAUGAACCCCGCGAUUCCCGUCAACAUCUUGCGCCAGGGACGAGUCCUGAUGAACGAGCCACCGCCCGGCAUUCGCGCCAACAUCCUCGACUCGCUCCGGACGCUCAACCCUGCACGCCUCGCAAACGGCCCGGCAGAGAAGACGCGCCUCUACUUCCUCGUCGCCUGGUUCCACGCCGUCGUCCAGGAGCGGCUCCGGUACGUGCCUCUCGGCUGGUCCAAGGUCUUCGAGUUCAACGAUUCCGACCAAGACGCCGCGCUCAACACCAUCGACGCCUGGCUCUCGUCUGCCGCAAAGGGUCGUGCCAACAUUGACCCCGCCGCGAUCCCCUGGCAAGCUAUCCGCUCUCUCGUUCGCGAGACGGUCUACGGCGGCAAAAUCGACACCGAGUUCGACCAAUCCCUCCUCGACUCGUUCGUCGACACGCUCUUCUCGCCGCGCGCUUACGACGUCGACUUCGACUUGGUCUCGAGCGGCGAGAACGAGGCCGGCCUGAAGGUGCCAGACGCUGUCCACCUCGACCAGUUCCUCGAGUGGGCGGCGCAGCUCCCCGAGCAGGAGCCGCCUUCGUACCUCGCCCUUCCGCCGACUGCCGAGCGGGUCAUCGCAGCUGCACAAGCUUCGUCGCUCCUCGCCCGCCUCGUCAAGAUGCGUUCGCUCGACGACGACGAGACAGUCGGAGCAGACGUCAAGCGCGGCUCGACCUCGGCGCAACCGGCCUGGAUGCGCGUCCUCAAGAAGACUUGCCUCGAAUGGCUCGACGUGCUGCCCAGGGACUUGCCGGCUUUGCCUGCCGCCGAAGCGACCACCAGCGACCCGCUCGCCCGCUUCUUCGAGCGCGAGGUCUCGCUGUCGCGUUCGCUCGUGCCAAGCAUCCGGACCGACCUCGAGAACCUGGUCAGGGUGUGCGACGGCGAGCUCAAGCAGACGAAUGCCAUCAGGUCCCUCCUCUCCGACCUCAACAAGGGCACCGUUCCUGGGACAUGGAAGCGCUACCGCUGCCGCGACUUGCCCGCCAGCGUCUGGAUCGCCGACCUCGCCAAGCGCCUCGCUCAGCUCCACCGCAUCGUCGCCAACGGCGAUCUCGCGAAGUCACCCGUCGCCCCCGGCUUGCUCUUCCACCCGCACGGCUACAUCACGGCGUCGAGGCAGGCCGUCGCACACGCCACCAAGACUUCGCUCGAGGAACUCAUGAUGCAGGUCAACCUCGCAGAGACCGGCGAGGAGCACUCGUUCGUCGUUGAAGGACUCGCUCUCGUCGGCGCGACUUGGGAGUCGUCGAAACUGGCGGUCAACGAUGGUUCCGCCGUUCGCCUCGAGGCUUCGUCCAUCUCGUGGAAGCCGAAGCAGGGCGGUUCUCGCUCGGUCCAGGCCGGCCACAAGAUGAUGUCGAUCCCCUGCUUCCUCGACUCGACCCGCGCGGACGUUCUCCUCAACGUCGAGGUCCCCGUCGAAACCGCCGACUCGACCAUGGUCAUCCAGCGCGCCGUCGCCCUCGUCGCCGUCCUAGACUGA